GCCGCGCCGCGCCCCCCCGCCUCCUCCCCGCCCGCCUCCGCCUCCGCGCCCUCCUCCCUGCCCGCGGGGCACGGGAGCCGGUGACGGGAGCGAGGCGGAGUCUGGAGGGAAGAUACCGAGAGAUAGAGAUUUAAAUCACAUCCCCGGCUGUAGAAGGGCAGCAGCAGCAGCAGCCCCGGCGCAGAGGCACGGACGCAAGCACCGAGGACAGGUCUGCCGGCUCCGCCGCUGCUGCUGCUGCUCGCCAUGGGUGCCGCCGCCGCCGAGCCCCCCCGCGCCGCGGGCCUGGUGUCCAGCGUGCUGAACGACACCCUCGAGUUCUACCGCUGGACCUGGAGCAUCCGAGACAAACGUGUCGAUGAUUGGCCCUUGAUGCAGUCUCCAUUUCCAACACUGACAAUAAGCACUAUUUAUCUCCUCACUGUUUGGCUGGGCCCCAAAUGGAUGAAGACAAGAGAGCCCUUCCAGUUACGUUUCCUGUUGGUUGUUUACAACUUUGGAAUGGUUCUACUCAACUUCUUCAUUUUCAAAGAGCUGUUUUUGUCGUCAAGAGCUCGAGGGUACAGCUAUGUCUGCCAAACUGUGGAUUAUUCAGAUAACGUUUAUGAAGUUAGGAUAGCUGCUGCUUUAUGGUGGUAUUAUGUCUCCAAAGGAAUUGAAUACCUAGAUACAGUGUUCUUCAUCCUGAGGAAGAAAUUCAACCAAAUUAGUUUUCUUCAUGUCUAUCACCAUUUCACCAUGUUCACUUUGUGGUGGAUUGGUAUUAAGUGGGUUGCAGGUGGACAAGCUUUUUUUGGAGCUCAGAUGAAUUCAUUUAUUCAUGUUAUUAUGUACAUGUAUUAUGGAUUAGCUGCCUGUGGCCCUAAAGUUCAGAAAUAUCUGUGGUGGAAGCGAUACUUGACUAUAUUGCAAUUGGUGCAGUUCCAUGUGACUAUUGGCCACACAGCCUUGUCUAUUUAUAUUGAUUGUCCUUUCCCUAAAUGGAUGCACUGGGGUGUAAUUUUCUAUGCUGUCACCUUCAUUUUCUUGUUUGGUAACUUCUACUAUCGGACUUAUAAGCUGCCCAAGGAACCUGUAAAGAAUGGCAAAGUAGCAAAUGGUGCUGUUGCAAACGGAGUAAGCAAAUCAGAAAAUAAUCCAGUGGUGGAAAAUGGAAAAAAGCAGAAAAAGGGAAAAGCAAAAGGAGAGUAACUUGAUCCAGGCCUUAACCAUUGCUGGCAGUGAGGAACCUACAGUUUGGUUUAUAAAAGGAAGAAAAAAACACUAUCUGUACCAAUUAACCUUAGGUUACUGAAGAGCUAGAACACAGAUAUUUUCAUUAUUUAUGAAGAUUGUUUUAAGAACAAAACUUAAAGUUGAAUUUCUAUUGUAAUUAUGUAAUUAUCAUGCAUAUGGUCUCUGUGUAAACUUGUAGACUGCUGGUGUUGGUGAAUGUAAGGAAGAAUUGCAGUUAAUUCCAUGUUUAGCAGUCCAAAAGUUAAAACUACCAUUGACGCAAACAGCUUUGUUGGCACCCACAUUUCUUUGGGGAAGGGAGGGGGGAAGGAAGUAGCGUUUGGAUACUUGUGUUUUCUUUCCAGAAAAUUAUUAAAUUUCAAAUUACAAUGUAUUAUCUAAUCAGAACGCGCAACUUUUCUUGUCCUCCUUGGAGAUUUUCUUCAGAAACAUCAUGUUUAUGUGUUGUCAGAGCAGUGUUUGACUUUUCAGACAUUGCUUGAUUUAAUUUAGUGUCUGUUACAGGUUUGUUUUGUUUUUUUUUUUUGGUUUUUUUUUCCUUGUGUGGAAAUAUACCUACCUCUUCAUCUGCUGAAAAGAAUAUUGAGCAUUAAAUAACUGAUUUCUGAAAUAUGGAGUCCUCUAAUAUAAAUAUCUGUUAACAUCAUUUAGGAGGAAAUUUUUUUCCUUGGGAGUAAAAGAGAUUUUAUUUCCAGGUAUUUUGGGUCAUAUCAUCAAUAUUUUCAUUUAAUGUGAACUUAAAUUUUGGAGUGGUGUUCUUAGCAUGGCUAAAUGAAUUUAAGAAUUUAUAAAUAUGAAACAAUCAUUGUGUGAAGCAGGCAAUCUAAGUAGGCAUGUGGCUUUGUAAUCUGGGACCUACAUUAAACCUGUGGUGCUGAUUGAUGCUGAAACUUGUAAGAUAACGUUAUGAUGGAGAGAAAACAACACUGACAUCUGUUCAGAAGUACAAUGUGUCAUGUCAUGCUAACAGCAGGACAGUUACUUUCUUGGGGGAGAGAGAAUUCAAUUAUAAAGUACUAAAGACAGCAAACACAAUGCUCAAAAUGCUGCUACUGCUUGAUGCCCAUCAAUACUCGAUUUAUUAGACAUUUGCAGGCAAAGUAUCACCAGCAGUCAGGCCACCAUUUUAAUGUGAAAAUCAGAGAUGGGCAUCUGGAAAUCUGGUCCCAAAAUAUUCUUGGUUCUUCUCAACCUGAUUGACAAAGUGAUUCUGCUAAUCAGUUUUUAGUCAUAACUGCUACUACAAGCAGAAGCCUCUUUUAUCAGCUUUUCAUCUUAUUUGAUACGUUAGUGGACUACUUCGUACUUUUGUGAAGUAAAUAUAAAUAUGAGUUACUUCCCUUCCAUGCAAAGUGAAAAUUAAGAGAAAAGUUUUGUGUUGCUGCAGAUGCAGUGAGUGUAACAAGAGUGGAGUUAGAAACCACAUCCUGAACCCUCAGGGUCCAUGUUCAUCACUACAAGAGCUGCAUUGUUGCUGUUGAAAUGCGUUUUCCCCAGCUCUGGUCGGAAACACUCGCUGUCAGUGAUUAACUUACAUGGAAGAAGUGGUGACAUUAUUGCAGGAAAAAGAGUACACACAGCUGUAGGUAUAGAGAGUAAAGCAUGUGGCACAUGUUUAUGCAUCUCAAAUACCCAUUUGCCUGUUGUGACUUGUUUUGCACAAUAUGGGCAUUUUUUCUGUCUUGGGUUUGUCACUUGUCACUAUGAUGAAAACUAUCUAAGCCUAAAAAAUGUGUUGUAGGAAAAAAGGGCUGGUUAUAACCUGUUUUACUGCGAAAUAAUUCCUAAUGCUGGAGUUCAUUCAACUGCUAGAGUGAUUCAUCAGUAAUAUCCACCGUCGUGGAUUUUAUGGCAGAAUAUAGGGUUUGGAGAGAAUGUCUCUGCUGAGCUGUAAUGCAUGUGACCAUUAAUUUUCCUAUCUGUUGUGUCUUGUGAUUCUUCCAGCCUUGUAAUGAUGGGGUUUUUUUUUGGUUUUUUUUUUUUUACUUCUGUGACUCUUAUAUAUUUAUGUAACAUGGCAUGAGGAAGAGGGAAUAUGAUCUAUCCUUCUUUCUUGCACAGAUGCCACUAUGUUUAACAAGCCCAAGUGUUGGCUGGCUGCCUAGCUCUGGAAUGGCUAAUGGAGCAAAUAACUGCAAAGCAAGUUGGACAGCAGAUUUACAGCACACCUGCCAUUCCAGGUUAAUAGCUGGUGUGGGUACUCUUACCCUAGUGUAAAUUCCAGCUAGCUUACUCCACUUUGAUAAAGGGUAGCUUCUUUCUGUUUGACAUGGGAUGUGGGCAGCUAACCUGUAAGUCUGUGUCAUUCCUUGUCUUGCGUUAAAUUGGUUGUUUACUCUGUCUUUCUUUCUGUAAGCCAGAUUGGAUAAACUGAUAGGCUUAAUGUGAUCUGGCUCCAAAAAGAGCAUACUGAGAAAUAUUCUAGUACAGGUUCAACUAUAUCCUUUGCUACACUUUCUGAAGUAAGAAUUAUAUCUUGCAUGUUGGCAAAUAUUUAAAAGAAUUGAAAGUCAAAUCUUCUCUCCCCCUCAGCACGCAUGGAAACUGCUCAAAGUUCAUGACAACUCAAACUUUAUAGGCAGAACUUGGGUAGAAUCCUACCCUCAAAUUCUGGGUCAUUUGUUACCAUUAAAAAAAAAAGAGAGAGGCAAUGCAUUGUGAGAAUGCACGCAGAGAUGCAUGUCAUGUCUGGACACAUGAAUAAAACCAACUUGAGAGAUUAGCGGUUCCAUGGGGAAAAUAAUCACAUUAAGUUUCUGCAAUACUGCUGUUUUGAGUCCAUCUCCUACUACAUUGUUUUCUUAGAUCUAUUUACGUUGUAUUUGAUUACUCAUGGCUUGAGACUCAUUUUGGUCUUGAAUAUAAUGGCCUUACUAAAUGUGCAUUUCUGUAGGCAUGGUCAUGAGUGCAAUACUUCUGUUUCUGACUAUGCAGAUUUCUCUUUCUCAAAAUUUGCAUAUGUGAGAUACUGCCGGUUCUGCUAAAGUCAUCUCUUAGUCCGAGGCUCCACAGAAUUUUGCCACAAAAGUAUGUGUAUGUGUAAAAAUGUUUCCGCUAUACACAGAAUUGAAAUUGAAAUUAUAAUUAUUUGCUAACAGUUCCAAAGCUCUUGGACCAACCAUACAAUUAUGUGAUGCCAUGUAAGUGAUACCAUUUUACUUAUCCUCAUGUCUAGCGGCGACAGAUUGUUGAAUUCUUUUAGCCUUUAGAAUUGUUGGAUUCUUUUAGCACUUUGCUCAGUGUAAAAUAACUAAAACAAAUUCUGUGUGUAUACACAUACACACACACAUAUAGUAUGUAUGUAUACAUGUGUCUGUAUCUAUAUACAUAUACAUGAGUUCUUUGCAGGCUCUUUCAGGGUGUGAAGUAAAUGGUAUUUCUUUGACAUGAAGUUGACAGGAACUAAUAGCAUAGUUCCUACAACUCAAGCACUGAAAUGAAGCAAUUUUCAUUGAUCUAUAGAUCCAAUAUCAGUCUUGUAUCCAUGGAUAGUAUUUGUCAAUCAUUUUAGACAUAGAGCGAUGGACAAGCAAGAGCUAUUUCUCCCAGCUUAAUAAAUUGAGGUAGCAGCUGUAGAUUCAGAGGAGCUGAGGAAUGAUGCUGUCUUCUAGUGGGAAGCAGUGUGAGUAAUCUGCUCCAGGUAAGUCUCUCAAGUCAGUGCAAUCAAAUACUGUAAGAGAACCCUUAAUAAAUAAAUCAAAGUUGAUCUAUAGGUUCAAAAGCAGGGGCUAUUUGAGUAUAUGACCAUUACCUACUGCCAGCUCCAGAUCAAGAGGAAAAGAUGAAGGCAAAAUAAAAAUACUGCACAUUUUUUCAGGUUAAUCUUGUUUCUUUAGAGUAAGCAUUUGACAUCCAGGUGCUGGGGAGACAGGUAAGAAAGGAGUAAAAAGCUGUUGUGCUCUAUGACCUCACUCUUAAAAAUGUUUUUGAGCACACUUGCUGUCCUUUAAAAACCUGAGCAAAAUUGUUUGUGGUGCAUAAGAUUAAGCCUUGCUUCAUGUUAGUAUGGGAUCAGUCAUCAUGUGUAAACAGUAUUUAAAUCAGAUCUGUUUCACUUGAAAUUGAAGAGAAUGGGGAGGUUAUAAAGUAUCUGGAUAGUGCACACAGCUUGAAAGCACAGGCUCUGACAAUUUGGCACUUGAAGCAAGUCGCCACCAAGACAGUUCAGAGUGUUGUGCUCUGACAGGUCUCCCUUUUGCUGGUGUAAGCAGAGCUCUGGAAAUCAGUCAGGGUGGCUCCUAUUUACAUCACCAGAGUGUGUUUAACCCUAAAGAACAGAAAAAAAUACUUGCUUUCUGCCAAUAUCCCGUGAGGAUGAGGGAAAUAUAUGGGUCAGGAUGCUGCUUUUGCAUAAGAUGUUAAUGCUUUUGUAAACAACAAAAAUAAACAUUACUUUUUUUCA
Numida meleagris (helmeted guineafowl) is the source of this 5638-nucleotide messenger RNA. It is a transcript of the gene ELOVL4, whose product is annotated as ELOVL fatty acid elongase 4. Gene Ontology annotation, biological process: very long-chain fatty acid biosynthetic process; fatty acid elongation, saturated fatty acid; fatty acid elongation, monounsaturated fatty acid. The record is from RefSeq and is a predicted model, not a curated record. NCBI's taxonomy places the organism in Eukaryota, Metazoa, Chordata, Aves, Galliformes, Numididae. Gene Ontology annotation, cellular component: endoplasmic reticulum; endoplasmic reticulum membrane. The coding region runs from base 247 to 1191 and encodes 314 amino acids. Gene Ontology annotation, molecular function: fatty acid elongase activity. The transcript has 6 exons.